Molecule: messenger RNA, 1397 nt
Organism: Zeugodacus cucurbitae (melon fly)
Lineage: Eukaryota; Metazoa; Arthropoda; Insecta; Diptera; Tephritidae
Product: zinc finger C4H2 domain-containing protein
Exons: 1
Coding region: 272-1186 (304 amino acids)
Biological process (GO): positive regulation of neuron differentiation
Cellular component (GO): nucleus
Source: RefSeq, a predicted model, not a curated record
AUCAGUUUCUCUAAAGAAGAAGCACUGAGUUUUGUACACAACAUUAAGGAGUUUAAUAUUUGUGAAAUUUCUUUUAAUAAGUGAAUUUUAUAAAAAAAACGAAUCGGUUAAUAUCAAAAUAUUGAUAAAUAUGCAUUAAAAUAAGUGCGCUUCAUUUGUGAGAGUGUUUUACAAAGUCUACGACAUUUUUCUGGCGUGAAGGAACUCGUGUGAAGAAAAACCCCAACCAACGACCAACGCAAACAUUAGCAGAAGGGGUAAAUAAGCAAAAAUGGCCACCAGCGAUAUCUCCAGCUCCAAUGAGCGCCACUAUUAUGCAAAGCUUGAAGCUAUCAAAGAUAUACGCGAUAAAACAAUUGCUUUGGAAAAGUUAAAAUUAAAAAUUAUCAAAGAAGUGAAAAUAAGUGAUGAUGAAGAAAAAUGUCUCGAUGAAUAUCGUAAGGAAAUGGAGCACCUGCUGGAAGAAAAAAUGUCACACGUCGAAGAAUUGAGGCAAAUACAUGCUGACAUAAACGAUAUGGAAAACAUUAUAAAACAAACAAAGGAAAAUCAAACUCGUUCCGUGGACAUGGCAAAUCGUGUAUAUGAAGAUUAUCUGGCACUGAAGUACCAAAUAGAUCAUAUGCGUCGCGACUAUUUAGGUUUAAGCCCACUACGUGAUUUACAUGAAGAAGAAGGUAGUCCAAUAUCAAAAGAUCGUUUUCAAACAAACUUUUUAAAGGUGAGCGCCGCUGCUGCGGCUGCUGUUGCUGCAGCACAACCCACGUCAUUGGCACGUCCGCACCCACGACACCCACUGCUGCCGGAAGCAACUGUUACUGCAUUGCCACCAACGGGCGGUGGUAAUGGACCCACUGGUGGGCAUGCGUUUAUGCCACCCGCUCCGCCUGGGUCAGGCAAUGCUGUCGCCGCUGCGGCAGCCGUACGUUUGGGUAAAAGCGACUUUUCUGCUCCACCGCCGCCACCUCCACCUUCAUCUCGUUUGCAGCAAUCGCCGGCAAUUGGCAUCGGACAUCAUCCAUCAUUCCGUUCAGAUUUCAACGUGAAUCUACGCCAACAACCGCCACCAAUGAAAUCAUGUCUAUCUUGUCACCAACAAAUACAUCGUAAUGCACCUAUUUGCCCAUUAUGCAAGGCUAAGUCUCGUUCUCGUAAUCCGAAGAAGCCGAAAAAGAAAAACAACUAAAAGCUAUUUCAAAUUGGAAAAUUUUACAAAUAAGUAAAAAAUUGAGCUUCUCCAAUACGAUAAGGGUAGAUCACAGCAAACAAUUAGCUAGUGCCAACAAUGACUGCAAUAAAAGCAACAUAUGUAUUAUUUAGAAUGAAGCAUUAAUAACUUAGUUAAGAAAUAAGCGCUAAAAUAGUGUUUAGAAAGUUUAAAAAUCCAUUUUAAUUUU